This is a messenger RNA of Monomorium pharaonis (pharaoh ant), 845 nucleotides long. RefSeq lists its product as uncharacterized. NCBI's taxonomy places the organism in Eukaryota, Metazoa, Arthropoda, Insecta, Hymenoptera, Formicidae. The transcript is spliced from 3 exons. Bases 1 to 783 code for a protein of 260 amino acids. The record is from RefSeq and is a predicted model, not a curated record.
AUGAAUAGUCGUGUGCGAUUUAUUGUAUAUAGAGACCGUAUAAUUUUUGAUGAUGUCAUUGUCAAAUUACACAGUGUAUUUAGAAAUGCGGAACACAGUGAACCAUCUGCGCAAUUUCUAGAAGAUGACAAUGAGAUUUGUAUAUGUAAAUUUGUAAAACCGAUUCGUCUCUGUAAAAAGGGACUUUGUUCUUACCUCGUCUCAGCAUACAUUGCGAUGCUGUCAGAAUCAUAUGUCUAUCGUAAAAGUGCCAUGAGGGUAUUGGAACAUUUUCAGUUAGCACAUAACAGACCAUCCAUUGUAGAACAUUCGCAGUUAAUACUUGUAAGAUUGCGAGCACCAAGAAGGCAAUUCUUGGAUCACAAAUGGAGCGAAAAAUUAAUGCAAAUGGUUGUAGAGAGGCAAGAAGCUGAUCACGCUAUGUCUUGGUUGUCCACGCUUGGAGGAGCGUUUUCUGCUUUGGGAGAAGAAUUUGAACACUGUGCUACAAUGGCAGGCAAAAUCUCAGUGAAGCAGUUUGAGUUGGCAAUGCGCCUCAAUAAUCCUCUCCUCGUUGCCCGUUGUAGAUUGUACGCUGCCUUAAGUCUCAUUCAACGUGGCCACUUUGCUACACCAAAGUAUAUGAUACGAAAAAUUUACAAGUUUGCGCUCAGAGAAAAUGACGUUCGUCUCCAGAACAUGUGUCAGGGUGUAUGGGUCAAAUUACAAUAUAAUUACAAGCAAUACAGACAGAAAAAGAAGUCCCUGUCAUUAAAAACUUUACAUAUAUCUUUGAAAGUUUAGGAAAUCUACUUUCUGCGUUUUUAUAUAAGCAAACUGUUGACAAUAUAUUAUAUUUGCAAACA